This is a messenger RNA of Vitis riparia (riverbank grape), 521 nucleotides long. RefSeq lists its product as uncharacterized. The coding region runs from base 129 to 521 and encodes 130 amino acids. The record is from RefSeq and is a predicted model, not a curated record. NCBI's taxonomy places the organism in Eukaryota, Viridiplantae, Streptophyta, Magnoliopsida, Vitales, Vitaceae. The transcript is spliced from 4 exons.
AGAAAAAAAACAAGGCAAAUAGGGCAAAGCAAGUGAUAAAGCAUACAUCGGGAUCAAAAAGUUAUGCUCAAAUUCGAUAUGAACAGGCACAAAAGAAGGAGGAUCGAAGUGAGCCCAAUAGAAUUGAGAUGUUUGCCCUGACACACACAAGAAAAGAUGGGACGCCUGUUGAUGAUCAUUCUAAGGAGAUUAUGGAUCAAUUUCAGCAAUUACUAUCCCAACUUGAGGGGACAUCUUCUUCUACUUCUGCAUCAUCUGAAGCAUCUACAUCUGUAGCAUCUACAUAUGUAGAUGAGAUAUAUACUCAAGUCAUGGGUCCAGAGAGACAUGGUCGUGUUCGAGGGUAUGGAUUUGGUCCUACUCCUACCUCAAUCUUUGGUUCUACUAGUAGAAGGCGAUCAAGAGUUAUUCUUUCAACACAAAUUGAAAACGCCCAAGAGAUGCUAAUAGUUGUAGAACAAAAGUUUACAACUGCAACUGAAGAACUCUCAAAUGUGAAAAAGGAACUCUCACAUGUCUAA